Messenger RNA from Cornus florida, 1127 nucleotides. Its product is annotated as extradiol ring-cleavage dioxygenase. The transcript is spliced from 3 exons. The record is from RefSeq and is a predicted model, not a curated record. Lineage: Eukaryota; Viridiplantae; Streptophyta; Magnoliopsida; Cornales; Cornaceae. Bases 140 to 946 code for a protein of 268 amino acids. Gene Ontology annotation, molecular function: zinc ion binding; oxidoreductase activity, acting on single donors with incorporation of molecular oxygen; ferrous iron binding.
GCCUGUAAAAGUCCUAGUAUUUAGAAGGGAACCAUAAUAGCGUUUUCUGUCUCUCUUUGCAAUUGAUUUUAAAUAAGGAGGAGAGGGAGAGAAAGACGAGAGGGAGAAAAAAAAAGGAGGUAGUGGGAUCUAUCGAUUGAUGGCGUUGAAGGAGACUUUUUACAUAUCGCAUGGUUCGCCGACGCUGUCAAUCGACGAUUCAUUGUCGGCUUGGCAUUUCUUGAGAAGUUUCAAAGAAAACACCUUCUCUCGGAAGCCAUCUUCUAUUCUCGUCAUUUCGGGCCACUGGGAAACCUCCCACCCCACCGUUAACGCCGUCUCUGGCCUCAACGACACCAUCUACGAUUUCUAUAACUUCCCUAAACAAAUGUAUCAGCUCAAGUAUCCGGCACCUGGAGCUCCAGAAUUGGCAAAGAGGGUGAAGGAAGUGCUCAUGGCAUCUGGUUUCAAAAAGGUGAACGAGGAUAAAUCGCGCGGGCUAGACCAUGGUGCAUGGGUUCCACUCAUGCUCAUGUAUCCAGAAGCUGAUAUCCCAGUGUGCCAGCUCUCCAUUCAGCUAGACCAGGACGCAACUUAUCAUUACAACUUGGGAAGGGCAUUGGCCCCUCUCAAGGAGGAAGGUGUCCUCAUUGUUGGUUCUGGAUCUACCACUCACAACUUGAGAUCACUCCGCCGAACUGAUGAUGAUGGUUCCGUUGCUUCUUGGGCAUUGGAGUUUGAUACCUGGCUCAAACAGGCCCUCCUUGAUGGAAGGUACGAAGAUGUAAAUCACUAUGAAGAGAAAGCACCACAUGCAAAGAUUGCACACCCAUGGCCUGAUCACUUCUAUCCACUGCAUGUCGCCAUGGGUGCUGCAGGUGAGAAUGCAAAGGCAGAGCUUAUCCACCAUAGCUGGAGCCUUCAUACUCUUUCUUAUGCCUCCUACAGUUUCACAGCAAAGCCGUAAACAUCUUGUUACAAAAGUGUGCACAUAUGCAUAAUGUGUGACUCUGGUUUUGCUUUCCUUUCUGUUUGAAUAAUUUUAGAUGUAUAUUUGAAUAAAUUUCUUUGGAUUUGUUGUAAACAUGGUACUGCGCACUUGUUUGCAGGCAGAACAAUCAUCUGCUUAAAUGAAGUUUCUUGCUCAA